AUGGUGGUGGCAGAUAUCCCACCAUCUACGCCUGCUGCUCCCGUGGCUCCUCCGGCUCCUCCUGUUGCUGCUGCCACCAAUAUGGUGGUGGCCAUCCCGCCGUUCUGCCUGUACGCGCACGGGACUGUUGCUGACAGGCCGGAUGCCCUCACCCUGUAUCGUAUGGGGUCGAACGGACAAGUGUUGAAAUUGCCCACACAGAGCUUGGUUGGUUUGUUUCUCGGGUAUCAGACUGCCAAUUGCUGGCCUGUCUUGGCUCAGAGGUCUGCAUUUCUUCUCCCUGGGCUGUACGCCCAGAGCAAAUUGAAAGCAGGCAGCCAAGCUACAUUCAGGCAUUGCUUGUUCAGAGUCGUGGUCAAUCUGUGCCUCUCUGCGCUGCCUGUCGUGGUGCUGGCCGGAAUCGUCCGGUUUUCGUUGGUUGUCGAAGUUGGAAAAGAUGCUAAGAAUCUACAGGACAAAACGAAUCCACGAAGGGCCGUGGAGCACUCGGCACCUGAAGAGCAACAGCAUGAUUACACCAAGGAAAACCUUACAUUUACAGACCCUCUCGCAGACACCAUCAAUAGCGCGUACCUUGGUACGGUGUUGGUUUCUAUUGACAAGUUGAACACCAACUGGGGAGAAGGACUUGACGCCAAUCGUUCUCUUUCCGAGUCCCAGGUAACGAACCUGGUGAAGAUAUUUACCCAGUCAGGUCUCCGAAAGGAGGAGUUCGAGUCUAGCCAGACGCCUAUGGAGGGGCCUGUGCAAACUGCAUCUGGACUGACUGUGCAGCCAGGUGCAUGCACCAUGACUUAUUGCUGA
Xylona heveae TC161 is the source of this 804-nucleotide messenger RNA. RefSeq lists its product as hypothetical. Lineage: Eukaryota; Fungi; Ascomycota; Xylonomycetes; Xylonales; Xylonaceae. The transcript has 5 exons. Bases 1 to 804 code for a protein of 267 amino acids. The record is from RefSeq and is a predicted model, not a curated record.